ACAGUAAUUCAUGGUGAAUAAAGAAGCUCCUUUCCCAAAUCGUAGUUAUCCAAUUCCAACAAAAUCCCUGUCUGCCAACGGCGAAAAUCAUUUGGUUGGAGCGAUUGAUCGGCCGCUGUGAUGAAGAAGGAAGAUACAGUCAUGCUGAUCAGCGCUGAGGGUUUCGAAUUUGUCAUCGACAAGAAGGCGGCUAUGGUUUCUCAGACGAUCCGCAAUAUGCUCACUUCUCCAGGUGGUUUUUCCGAAACGGAGCACGGAAAGGUGACUUUUCCGGAGAUAAGCACAACUAUUCUGGAGAAGAUCUGCCAAUACUUUUAUUGGUCUCUUCAAUAUGCUAGUGGCAAGGAGACUGAGUUCCACAUUGAACCUGAGCUCACGCUGGAACUUAUGAUGGCCGCUAAUUACCUACACACCUAAGCUAGCCCCAAAUACCAACAUCUCUAAUACUAACCCUUUUCUAUCUGUUUAUCUGAUGCCAGGGAAGAUUGACGAGGUGUUGCCGUUCGUGUUCUGACAUUUGACGGCCCAUAUAAUAUAUUCUAGUUUCUGUCUUUCUAUUAUCCGUAGCUACAGUAGGGAUGCAGUAAGGUGUUGGUCAUUCUCUUAGCGAUAGUAUAUUCAAGAAUAUGGCACUUAUAUUAUUCUUGUUGUGGUAGAUCAAACAAACCUAUGACAAGAUGUUUUAGACAAAGUGAUUGCAUAUAUUCAAAUCGUAUGUAAUACAUGUUUUUUUA
Messenger RNA from Salvia hispanica, 734 nucleotides. RefSeq lists its product as uncharacterized. Lineage: Eukaryota; Viridiplantae; Streptophyta; Magnoliopsida; Lamiales; Lamiaceae. The record is from RefSeq and is a predicted model, not a curated record. Gene Ontology annotation, biological process: ubiquitin-dependent protein catabolic process.